This is a messenger RNA of Pseudonaja textilis, 2625 nucleotides long. RefSeq names its product fatty acid desaturase 6 (gene FADS6). Gene Ontology annotation, cellular component: membrane. Gene Ontology annotation, biological process: lipid metabolic process. NCBI's taxonomy places the organism in Eukaryota, Metazoa, Chordata, Lepidosauria, Squamata, Elapidae. Gene Ontology annotation, molecular function: oxidoreductase activity, acting on paired donors, with oxidation of a pair of donors resulting in the reduction of molecular oxygen to two molecules of water. The record is from RefSeq and is a predicted model, not a curated record.
UGGGAGUUGGCAGCCCGGCGAGCGAGUCUGACUGCACGCUGUGGCAGGAGCCGCUGCCAAAAGAAAAAGGCCACCCACUUUUCUCCUCUGCCGCUGCCCUUCCCGGGACAGCCUCGCGCGUCCUCGCAUUCUGCGGACGGGCAGCGGCCUCCUGACUGCGGCGAGAUGGAGCUCCGCUGGAAGGAGGAGACGGAGGAAGAGGAGGCGCUGCCGAAGAAGCGAGACGAAGUGGAGCGAGGGAAAGCCAAGCGGGCCGGGGAGGGAGCAGGUGCCGCGGGCAUCGCGCCGCUAGAAGAAGGCGUCUCUCAUCCUGCAAGCCGCCCGGCGGAGGAGAGAAUGCCCGAGGAAGGUGAGAGCCAAGGGCGAGGGGAUUCCUCGAACGACGCCGUCCGGCGACAACGGCUCAACGGCUGCAGCAAAGCAGCUGGACAGGAGGAAGAGGAGGAGGAGGAAGGCUCCGCAGAACAAGGCUCCAGGCCCACCCGAGCUGGCUCGGCCCCAGAGGAAGAUGUCAGGCUCUCUGCUUCGGGGCAAGAGGUGGUCAUGUUGAAAAGAAGAGCGGCGGAAGAUCUGCAGCCCUCUGGAGAGCCGAGGGGCUCCGAAGAUGCCCUGAUGGGGGAGCUCUCCGAGAUGGUACACAAGGUGGUGAAGAGCAGCAGCUGGUGGGAGAGGCACGGCGUAGAUGACACCAUUAUCGCUCUGAAUGUCCUUAACCUACCGCUAGGAUUCCUGCUUCUACGUUCCAGCAAUCCUUUUGUGUUCCUGGUGGGCAUUGCUGUCCUGGGUGUGGCCUAUCAUACCCUCACUGUGAAGGCAAGCCACUUGGCUAGCCACAAUGCCCUGACGGAGUCCAAAUCAUGGGGGAAAUUAUGGAGCAUAUUCUUCAUUGAGGUUUGCUCCGCUUUCACAGCAGAACGAGGGUCUUACAACCAUGUCAAAAUGCACCAUGCUUACACCAACGUCAUUGGCCUUGGGGAUUCCAGUACAUGGAAGAUUCCUUUCCUGAACCGUUACGUUUAUAUGUUCAUUGCACCUGUUGCUGUGCCUGUCCUCACUCCUUUAGUAGCCAUUGGUUUACUCACAGAAGUAGAACUGAAAACUGCCAUUCGGACUCUGUGUUGUAUGUUCGUUGGUUUCUAUGCCCAUUAUUGGCUGCUGAUUAAUGUCUCAGGGUUCCAGUCUAUCUGGUCUGCACUCGGCUGUAUGUUAAUCACCCGUGCUCUCCUCGCCCAUGCAUACAUCCAUGUCAAUAUCUUCCAGCAUAUUGGCCUACCCAUGUUUUCACCUGAUAAGAAGCCAAAACGAAUCCACAUGAUGAGCUGCGGAGUUCUCAAUUUGCCUCGAAAUCCUCUGUUGGACUGGGUUUUUGGACACUCGCUCAUUAGUUGUCACGUGGAGCAUCACCUCUUCCCAUCUUUUUCUGAUAACAUGUGCCUGAAGAUAAAACCUUUAGUUUCUCAGUAUUUGAAAAAGAAGAAAUUACGGUACAAUGAGGAUUCUUACUGGUCCCGCUUGAAGCUAUUCCUGGACAAAUAUGAAGAACUGAUGGUCCACGCACCUCCUAUUUCUGAACUUGUGGGGAUUCAGUAAUUGUACUUUUAUGGCUAGAGCUAGGGUCUUAAGGCAGCAUGGUUUCUUUUUCCAAGAUCAAUGCAUUUAAAUCUAAGUUAAGUUAUCAAGGGAAAAUAAGUAUCUUAUUUAUGUCUUCCUUAUUGGUCAAGCAAAAAUGAACUUUAGAUACUGGAUCCAGCUGUCCAGUAAUGGGUCAUAGGGGAAAAUCAAUUAAUUCAAUUGUACUAUAUUUGAUUUUCUUCUCUGCUGUAAUAAUCUUUGCACACUGAUAUAUUUAAUGGAUCAUUUCCAUUCAGCUAUUCUGCAACUUGAGGGAGGGAAAUCUAAGGGCUAUUUACCAUAUUGCCUCUUAAAUUAAAAUAACUUGCAAGUUAAAAGACAUUUUUACAGUACAAACUUUGACAAGUUUUGUGUAGCAAUUCCUUUUCCUUUCUGUACAACAGAAAAAACACAGAUCACUGCUGCUAACUGAUCUGAAAUCCUGCAGGAAAUACAAGCCAUCUUCGCAAUAUAUGCAUUUUUAGAGCAGCCUUCCUCAACUGGUGCCUUGUAGAUAUGCAGACUCCAAAUACCAGAAUGCCAAUUAGCAUGGGAAUUUCUGAAAUUCUAGAACAUCUGGAAAGAACACUGGGAAAGCAACUUAUUAGAGGAAGCUUUUCCUAGAGGUUAAAAGAAACAUGAAAAAAUGGCAUUGACUGUUGGACUGAUAUUCACAUAGCUCUAAUUACUUGAUAACUUAUACGAUGCUUCAUAGGAUUUCAUUUUUUAGCACACCCUCACAGGUAGCAAUCCCCAGCUUACUUUGACUGUUCUGGGACAGUGCUAAGGAAGGGCAGGCCAAGUCUGUGCUUAGUAGACCUCCACAGAAUAUCAGGUUUGCGGGCCAAACUGGGAAAUCAGAAACCACCCUGGAAGAUGGCAACAGUAAAGCCACUUCUGUCCUUUUGCCAACUCCCCACUCCCCGUACACAAAUCCAUUAUUGCGGUUGCCAAGAGUUAAGCUUGACCUGAAGGAGAUUUUAUUAACAUUUCUCCUCCUGCAAGAAGCUGAAA